This is a messenger RNA of Cyprinus carpio (common carp), 2636 nucleotides long. Its product is annotated as protein APCDD1-like. Gene Ontology annotation, biological process: negative regulation of Wnt signaling pathway. Gene Ontology annotation, molecular function: Wnt-protein binding. Gene Ontology annotation, cellular component: plasma membrane. The record is from RefSeq and is a predicted model, not a curated record. NCBI's taxonomy places the organism in Eukaryota, Metazoa, Chordata, Actinopteri, Cypriniformes, Cyprinidae.
ACACACACACACACACACACACACACAGAGUGAGUCAUAAGAUCAGUGUGACUGAAUCCGAGUCCUGCUGCGGUUCGAUCCAUCAGAGAGCGCGCCCACUAAUGCGCGCCCACGACUGCGCUCAGCGGGGGAGAGAGCGCGCGAACCUCGGGAAGUCCGAUUCAAUUAAGCGAGUCGGUUCAUUCGGACGAUUCGUUUUGGAUGAACGUGUUCACAGAGCAGAGUCACUGAAUCCUUUGAUUUAUCACUCAGAUCUAUCUUUUUUUAAUCUUCGUAGUCUUAUUGCUGCUUGUAACUACAUUUCUGAUUAUAUUAAAUAGAUUUAAUCCUGUAUUCCAACAUUAUUGUUGAAAACAAAAGUUAUUAAUAACAGUAACAUUAAUUAUUCCAGAUAUGGUUAACAAUAUUGUUCCAAUCCCAAAUUCCUUUCAAGUGAUUCAGUGAAGUCGAGUCAUUAAAGGAAUCGGUUCAGAAGAACGGCUCGCUCGAGAGAUUCUCCUCACGCUGAAGUCAGAAAUGAAAGGUGUCGCUCUUACAAUGCUGCUGGCGCUCCUUCCUCUGCAUCUGCUCUCCUUCUGCACUCAUUCUGAGGAUAAAGCCACGUUCAUUCUGUACAGAGCGCAUGCGAAACUUUAACGCGUUUGACUCGUCAGUUACGCGAAACUUUCUGCGUGUUUUUGACAGAGGAUUUGCUGUUAAGAUGAUGUCUUUAUAUCCCCUCGUCAUUCUGCUUUCUUCUGUGGGCGUGUGUGUGCUGAGGGUCGGUUCUGAUCCGGUUCCUCUGGACUCGAGCUCCGGGUGUCACUCCAGACUCAAACAGCUCCACGGACAGCAGGUGACCGUCCACCUGCCGCCCAACAUCACCGGACACUGGGUGUCCAGCAGCUGCGAGGUGCGGCCCGGCCCGGAGUUCAUCACUCGCUCCUACCGCUUCUACGCCGACCUCAGCUUCCAGGCGCUGCAGUUCUUCUACCAGGACUCUGACUGCAGCGAGCCCAGCUACAGCCUGCGGAUCCGGGGCAGUGUGCGCCCGCUGCGGGGCUCCUGGCUCGUCCGCGGAGGAGCUGUGUGUGAGUACCACCUGAGCCGCGUCCAGCUGCUGUGUCACGGCCCCGCGGCGGAGCUCGUCCAGCAGCGCCUGCGAUCGUCCUGCGACCUGCGGCAGCCGCUGCGGCCCGGCCGGACCUACGAGCUGUGGGACGAGCGGUGGGCGGCGGGUCGUGACUGCACCCGCGGCCUGGACUUCAGCAUGCAGGAGCUGCGUCUGAUGCGGCUGGAGCGGCGCGGUCACCAUGGAGACCCCAGCAGACCGGAGGAGCUGUUCCUGGGAGACGUGCACACGGAGCGCGCUCAGAGGAGCCUCCACCAGCCCGCGGGCUACCAGACCCCCCUGCAGAGCGCCAAGAUGGAGCGCUGUGGAAUCUGUCAGAUCGUGUCUUCGGCAGAUCUUCAUCAUCCUCCGGUGCUGCCGGCCCAGCCUGACCGUCCGGUGCGUCUCCAUGGAAACUGGGUGAGCACGCGGUGUGAGGUGCGUCCGGGCGUCCUCUUCCUCACCCGACAGCUGACCUUCGAUGAGGACAGCCAGACCUGGACCGGUCAGUACGAUCACUUCUCUGACCCCGUCUGCCGUCACCCCACCUUCAGCAUCUCAGCCAGCGGACGCUACACCCGCGGAGCUCCAUCUGCAGCCAUCAGAGGCGCCGUCGAGUUCACCUUCACCGUGACGCACAUGACGGUGACGCCGAUGGAUGUGGCCACCACGUCUCUGCUGAACGUCUUCCGAGGGCGAGAGUGUGGCUCCGAGGGCUCGUGGAAGCUGGGCGUCCCGCAGGACGUGACCUGGACCUCGGGCUGCGCGGCGCUGGGCGUGCGUCUGCCUCACACCGAGUACGAGCUCUUCCGCGCCGGCCACGACCCGUCUGGACACAGCCUCCUCUACAACGGCCAGAGACCCAGCGACGGCUCCAGCCCGGACCGGCCCGAGCGACGGCCCACCAGCUUCCAGCCGCCGCUGACCCGCUGCAGUGCCGGGGAGACGGGCGAGCGCCGCGGGGGGCGAGAGGGAGACCAGCGCUUCAGACUGAACUCCGGCUGCGGCUCAAACACGCUGCAUGGACUCCUGCCCGUGAUCCUGCUGCACACCUUCAUGUAGAGACCGAGCCCGUUUGCACUAGCUAGGGAACUCCGGUGGGAACGAACAUUCAUUGUGUUGUUAAUGAAGCGUGACGGGCGUGACACAUGCAUGCGCUCUGAUGUAGGUCCUGAUCACCGUUCAUCUCUAGAUCCACAGCUGCUGGUCUGAUGCAGAACCACUGAAAACAUCAGCCGUCUGCUGAGCACUGCAUAGGACCUGAUUGAAACCUCGUCCCGUGACGCCCAAAUGAAUGAACACGUGAUCAGGGUUAUUAUCGCUAACUAAAACCAAAACAACAAAAAUUGUCAUUACUUUAAAUGUUACCUAAAAUAAAAUAAAAAUAAAUAUAUUUUUAAGCUUUCUGCUAGUUGCCAAGGCAACAUUUAUCAUUUAUCUUGCACUAAAAUAACUCAAACUGAAAAUUAUACACUACCAGUCAAGUUUUUGAACGGUAAGGUUUUUAAUUCUCUUCUGUUCAACAAACCUGCAUUUAUUUGAUCAG